This is a messenger RNA of Caenorhabditis briggsae, 315 nucleotides long. The coding region runs from base 1 to 315 and encodes 104 amino acids. The record is from RefSeq and is a predicted model, not a curated record. NCBI's taxonomy places the organism in Eukaryota, Metazoa, Nematoda, Chromadorea, Rhabditida, Rhabditidae. The transcript is spliced from 3 exons.
AUGCGUUCUCUUCUUGUACUUUUGGCCCUCGUCGCUGUUGCCUACUCACAAAACCGCUUGAACUGCGGAUUCUCUUGCUCCCGCCGCACCGUCGUCAGCGCUAUCAUUGAUGGCCAGCCUGGAACUGCUACUUGCUCGGAGAACACCAGCCCAACCAGAUGCUCAGGAUGUUGCGAGGCUAGAGCUCUUCAAGAGGGACUUUCUGUGAACAACGCUGCUGGAUUCAUCUCCAACGACCAGAGAACCUGCGUCUGUUGCUUCAACAACACCAACAGAAACUGCCAAGGAGGAAACACCUUCUUUGAUGGAAAGUAA